This is a messenger RNA of Heterobilharzia americana, 4885 nucleotides long. The record is from the annotation of a GenBank genome assembly. Lineage: Eukaryota; Metazoa; Platyhelminthes; Trematoda; Strigeidida; Schistosomatidae.
GGGUUUUGAGUAAGUUUUUGGGAUUCAAGACGGCAUGUCUUCGGAAGUGUCAAUUAUAUAGCACGAUGUUAAAAAAUACUCCACUUAGCGUCACAUUUGUCUUCCUAAUCUAGGGUUUUUCAAUUUACUUACUCCCUGUAACUCUUUAUGUCCACGCUUAGUGUAGUAGUAUUAAUGAGAUUGUUCCUUGGAUCCUAUGCAUUAUGUAUGUCUUCUGUCCAUCCUUAGCCCUCAUCAGAGACCUUUCGUCUUCUGUUCCACUGCUAAAUGUUCAUUCAUAAUGCCCAGGCAACUGUAUCCGACGUCGUUAAAAUGAGGAUAAUGUGUGUACACGUCUCGGCGACUGACGUCGGUUCUGAGCCAUGCCAUCACCUAGAGUCUCCAACCACUGGUUCCUCUUGUCCCACCGAACCGAACCACCUAGUCUGCAACGUCCAACAUGGCUUAAAACAACAGUCAGAGAAAGAAACCAUACUAGUCGUAAUCAUGGGAAUCCGUUUGUCGUAGAUGCCCACUGUGCUCUCGAAGACCAAAACUCUAUAUGUUAGAUAUACGUUAUUUUGAACUCAAGUAUCUGUAAAUUGUUCAUCACUCCGUACGCCUUUGGUAUUUUCCAGUAAAUGAGUGUAACACCAAAUUUCUAGGCAUUACUGUCAAACACGAGCUCCUGAUGCCUUUUUUCUUCACACUGAAAUACAGUUUUACUAUGCGUCGAAAUACAAUCUCCCAGUUCUUAAUUACCAUUAGCGCCUAACGUAAUUAAUAAGAAUUUCUUACCUACGACAAUGUUCAGGAACUCAGUGUCAAUUUGUUUUGAGCCUCUGCAAUGGCAGUUAAAUGGUGUUGAAAGUAGUACACUGCCAGUCCUAUUGGUCAUGGUCCAAGAAACUAUUGUUUGUGUUAGAUGUGUUGGGUACACCGUGAUUUGUUUCAUACAGCCUUUCAAAAUCUUUUUACAGUCGGUGUAUCCCCUGGUUGAGUUUUAUGGGUUGAUCUCUACUGUCAAUACUGGACAGUCCAUUUUGCCGCAGUAACAUCCUUUUUUUUAAAGCUUACCGUAUAGCCUGUGAAGGUUUUGCUAGCAAUAAUCUGAAGAUUCUGUGUGCACAUUGGAAAGAUCUUGGUUCAUCAAGGCUCCUGAUUGAGGUGGUUUGAAACUUCCCUCAAAAUCGAAACCAGUAGGGGUCUUGAAUCUAUUUUGUCAAAUUUGUGUUGGUUAAAAUCAAGAGCCCCACCGAAUCCUAUGACAGAUUGCUGCUGCAAAGGCAGUUGAAAUUAUACGACAAGAAGAUGACAGUAUUCUAACAGCUUUUGCGUUAACACAAUUGUAUGCACCCGGGAAAAGCGCUGACUGAACAGCAAUUAGUUGAGCAUUAAUUCAUUUUUUAGAGGUCAAAUCGACUGGUUCAGUUAUUUACACCGAACGACCUAUCGCGGGCGACUGUAGCUGAACUAGUUAUGGAGUGGGGAAAAUCCCAAAUGAUUAGGUUAAAUCGCUGUAGAUGUGUUCUGUAUGAAUACAGGACCAAGAAUUUACAUUUACCUUGUAAAUACGUUGUUAUGCCUUGCUCCGUAUAUUUUUAUGGCUUACGUUACUGUUCCGUCGUAAAUCUAGUCAGCCUUUCGUGCUAUGUAAUCCUCUCUCAUCUAGACCAUUCAAAAAGCAAUUUUUGUUGUCAUAACUUGUGAAAUUUCGUUUUUUUAUCGCCAGUUGUAGUAUGUAUGUGAUUGUACAACGUGAAACAGCUGAAAAAUAGACCCAUGCAUUGUAUUCAUUUGACGAACCGAGCGUUCAUACUACAAUUUUUAUGGUAGAGUAGACCUGAAGUUUAAGUGACUGUCGGAACAAAAAAUUGAGCUAAAGAAUCCAAGGUGGUAGCUUAAAGGUCAUAUCCUAUUCAUUGAUAAUUUUUGAUUAUUAUCACCUUUAGUAUUUCCCUUAGAAUAUUUUGCAAAGAUUGUCAUCUCUAUUCAGUCACUAGCCGUGGAUCGCUUUCUACAUACUUUUCUCUUAUUUCAGUUUUUUAUAAACUGCUGUGAAGCUGUUCGCUAGAUACCUUUCUGAAAGUGGUUGAUUGAACUCAUGGUUGAAGUCGGGCAAGAUUUGUAUCUUACAAUCAAGCCAUCUACACCAACAAGUGGAAAACGAAAGUCUUCCAGUCGAUUAAGUCUGUUUCACUCAACUGCAAGAAAAUCGCGAGCGUCAGCAUCCGACUUGGAUUUGCCCACUCCUAGUGUCGCUGUUGGUCCCUUAAUUGAUGCAUCUCCGUCAGAUUUACAAGAUGCAUCACUACGCGCUAAGCUUGAGAAAAGACAGCAUCGUAUUUUCGAAUUUUUUGUUACGGAGCGGAACUACGUGGAAAUUUUACGUUAUUUAUGUUUAACUGCUUAUCCGCAAGUCACCGAUGAAACUCAACCAGGUGGACCUCUUUUACCUCGACAAGAAGCUGACUUUGUAUUUGGUAAACUUAUGGCUAUUUAUGAAAUACACGAACGUUUGCAACCUCAAUUCAGUGAACUGGAGAGUAAUUGGUCACUUUCUGAAAGUUGUCUGGGGGAUGUACUCCAUCUUCGUUUGCUGGGUGAAAUGAAUAAAGCUUAUGGAAAUUAUAUGCAGUUUUAUAGUCCACCACACUUACAUCACCUUGGUGAACAGUUUCCUCGUUUUCACUCCUUCAUGCGUCAAGUUGAAAAACGUAAAGAAUCUGGUCGUCAGAGUUUAGCAGCCUUAUUAGUUCGUCCAGUUCAACGGCUUCCUUCGAUUUCACUUUUAAUAGAUGGUAUAGCGAAGUUCACACCCCAGUCACAUCCAGAUUUCAAUGCAGUUAAACAGUUUUCCAAGGGAAUCAACGAUCUUUUAGCUAAAAUCAAUGACCAGUUAAGAAAAAAUGAAGAACGCCUUUCCUUACUAUCAUUGUAUCAUGAAAUUAGUGGUGCUCCACCUGAAAUGUUGUCAUCCUCUCGAAGUUUGGUGGCAAAACUUAAUGUUUUUGAAUUGGGUGUUAGCGCUUCUGGCAAUACCACUUGCGAACCAGUUACACUUUUUCUACUUUCUGAUAGUCUGGAAGUAGCUCGUCCUCGAAAGCGAUUCACUGGAGAGCCUCUUGCACAUGCGAUUCGAGCUGCAUUGGCUGCAGUGCAGGGUGAAGGAACUGAACACAAUUUUGACGGUACUCAUGAUCAGACAUCCGUAAACGCUGGGGAUAUUUCAUCAAAUCCUUCUGCAAGUAGGGGAGCUUCUGUAUGUCGUGCUGGUUCAGGAGCAUCUGGGACAAGCGUAAUGAGUCUGGGUCUUAUGGAAGGUAAACAAAGAUGCUGUUAUAAGCACUUACAGUUGCUGAAGCUGCAAGAGAUUAAACAGGUUGUAAAUUUCGAUACAGCCUCUCCGGAUCGAGCUGCAUUCGGUAUAGUUGUGCGUUCCAUUUCGGAAGUGGAUGAUCGUGUCCAUGCUUAUUGUUUGGCUGCUAGUUUCGCAGCUUCAGCUGCAGUUGUCAGUGGAAAAUGCCCAGAACCUGUUGAAUCCGCAGUUGCAGCUGCUACAGCCUCGGGACAAAUUUCCAAUUCUAUCAAUAUGGAUACUUCGUUGAUAAAUCUUUCUGUCUCCAAUUCUAGUAUUUCUCAUGUGGCAAUGUUACAGGCUUGCGUUGGUGAAGCUAAACGCGUUUUUCUUCACAGGUUAUGUCACCAUAUUUGCCAAGUCUCUUGUAUAUCAAAGAGUCCAGAGGAAAUACUUGUAGAUGUGGAACCCGUAGAAUUACUUGGUUUCGAUUUAGAACAGGUGUUUAAUGUAAAAGCUUCAGCCUUAGCAUCUAAAAGAAUAACGCGACAACUAACCCGUAGCAUAUCUAUAAAAACGCCUCGUCGCCUGGCUGCUUCUAGAUAUCAGUUUGGAAUACAACCUGCACAAGCUUUGAGCACUCCAAUGUCUCAUAGAUUACCUGUUACCAAUGGCGUGGAUGAAAAUCAAAUAACAGACAUGUAUAUUAUGCCAAGUCCAAGACGUUCAAUGCUUGGAUCGUUUCUGGGAUCAUCCUGUACCUCUUUGAGCAAGUUUCUAAACACAGCGUUGCGAGCUAACAAUAAUCUCAGUAUCAGUAACAAUAAUGAUCAUAAGAAUUCCGUUCUAAGUCGUUCUAUGCAUCCACCUAAUCGUUUUGCUAUGACACCCAAAUCAAUCAGGCGUCUUUUACCGCAAUCCUCAAGACAAAAUCCAUUUGAUGAUCUUGAGUUAGAUGAUGAUGAAGAUGAAAUUCCGUUCUCUCAAAUCGGAAGUUCUAUGCUGAGUUUAACAAGUUUAGAUAGCCUUUCCACCUUGGAUAAUCCUCUUCAUCAUGUCGAUGUAAUUCCUAAUCGCAACAAUCAAAAUCUCAAAUAUCGAGCCGGUAGCGCAAUAUGGGAAUCAGUCAGUCAUCUUGGAUUUAACACAUCAGAUGACGUUCGUUGUUCGUAUAGAUCACCCUCUGGGUCAUUUCUUGGCGGCUUAGGUGAAACAUGUUCAAGAAAAUAUGGUAAGAAGCAGAAAAAGCCAAAACUUCGCGCUGUAAGUCAACUGUUCCAACGAUCUUCACUUGUAACUAAAACGAAAGAAUCACGGAAAAUGAGUACCAGCAAAAAUAACAGUGGAACAAGUUCUCAAACGUCUUUGCCGAAUUCUCGUCGGGAUAGUCUACUACGUGGUCUAUUUUUCCGGAAAAACUGACGUACUAGGUAAAAUUAUCCUUGCUUUGUUUUUAUUAUCACUGUUCGGAUAAACUUAUAUGCUUCCAAGAACUAAAUCCGAAAUACAAGGGAUAUUUUGAUUCUGUUUGGUAUUCUCUUCAUUAUUUGCACCUUAUUAGCUCUGUUAUUUAGAAGUUUUUGAUCAAUUGGUAAAAUUCUAUCCUUG